Messenger RNA from Symsagittifera roscoffensis, 3163 nucleotides. Its product is annotated as sericin 1-like. Gene Ontology annotation, molecular function: protein binding; serine-type endopeptidase inhibitor activity. NCBI's taxonomy places the organism in Eukaryota, Metazoa, Xenacoelomorpha, Acoela, Convolutidae. The transcript has 10 exons. The record is from RefSeq and is a predicted model, not a curated record. Bases 124 to 2640 code for a protein of 838 amino acids.
CAUGAGAAAUAAACUGUUAGACUAGUUAUAUGAUUGGUAUAGUAAACUGACGUUUUGUCUGACCUUGGUUGGAUGUAGAGGAGGCUAAUUUAUCCCUUUGGGGAACGAAACCACAAUGUACUUAUGAUGGCUCCUUUUCUAUCUCGUCACAGGUGCCCUUGUUUCGGCUUUUUCUAUUCUUCGUCUGCUAUUUCUAUCGUCCUUGCAAUCUGUUUGGUAUCUACACAUUUGGUGCAGGUGACAUUGAGUGACCAAAGUGGACCGUCAGUAGACUCCCCCUCCUCCCCUCAGUCGCUGUCCUCUCUUGGAUUCCAUGUGUUGCCCAACUCCAUCCUCAAAAUAGAACAAGCACUGGCCCGCAAUGCUACUAUACUCAGCCCCAAAGAGCAGGAUACAAGAUCGGUUACUAGCGACGACAUCCACGCGUGCGGAGACGCAUGUGUGCAAACGAAAAGGUGCAAUCUAUUCGUGUUCUCAAAGAAGAGCUCCAAUUGUGUCCUGUUCGACUGCAAACAACCGUCUGUGUGUGAAUUCGAGGACAACCACCCCAUGUAUGUGUCUGCAUUCAGGGUUUAUUCACAAGACAAGCCAGGGAGCCCGAAGAAGAAAAGUUCAUCUGCUGCAUCUGUUGUUAGACAGAAUCAUCGACGGGAGUGCUUCCCACUGUUCCGUUGUGUAACCAGUGGCGAAUGUGUGCCCCUAGCUUACACAUGUGAUGGGUACUUGGACUGCGAGGACAAGUCAGAUGAACUCGGUUGCUACUCAGAUUAUGGCUCAAAUGAAAGCGAGAUGUCGAAGUAUGAGAAAGCGUAUCACAAAUACACAUCAAACAGCAAAGGCGAGGACCACGUGCCACAAAAAGAUUCAUCUCGAUCAUCAUCAAAGGGAGGAAGCAGUGACAGAAGCGAAGAAGUGGAAGAAGCGAAGAUGGCACUGCUUCCGGAUCAGAUGCCAGGGAGUGCAAAGGUGCAAACCGGAGAUGAACCCUCUGAAGUGUUGCAGCCCAUUCGUACUAGACCAAGAACGACCGACGGAAGUGAAAAGAGCCGAGAGAAUGAAAGAGAGAGUGAGCCAGACUAUGAGAAAGACACAAGCGGUAACAGUGAUUCCUCAGAUGAUGCAGUUGUUCAUAAUGAAGUUGUGCAUUCGAAUGGAAAAGCGUCCGAAGUUGAAAAUAAAAGUAACGUUGAAGAAGAUAGUAGAGUUAGUGAGCAGAGAGAAGAGAGUGCGUCAUCAUCGUCAUCAUCAUCAUCAUCUUCGUCCAGUUCUUCACAUCCAAUUUUGGACUGGCUCACUCGGUUCAUCUCUUCGGAGCGACUGGAGAUGCUGACUUUAAUGGACAUGUAUCAGGUCGCUCAGAAAGCCUGUCUCACUCCUCCGGAGAUGGAAGAAAGUGACAUCUGCUCAAGGUCACCGGAGGUGAACUACUUCUACAACGCGUCUUCUUCAUCUUCAGGGGGAAAGGGUAGAUGUAUUCCGCGACACUUCUCAAUAUGUUCGCCAGAUAUGAACAGAUUUGAAACUGAGUCAGCUUGUAUGGCUGUGUGUGGAUCGUUUUCAAGCAGUAGUUCAAAUAUGGGUGACAUAAACGAUAAGUCGUCGGAAAGAGAAGGCGAGAGGGAAAGUAGUGAUCUGAGAAGGAUGGGUGAGACGGGCAUGGAAAAGGAAUCAGUGAUUGACAAUCGAGGAUCAAGUAACCCAACAUUCGCGUCAAAUCGAGAAAGUUUCAAUGAAAGAAGGAAAAUAUGGACAAACAAUGAGAACGAUAAAUAUUCAAAUCAACAGAUGCCACCAUCCAGGUCCGAACCUGAUAUCGAUAACAAGAGUCAAAAUCGUAAGUCUCUCUGGAGCUCAGAAGACGACGAGAAUGAAGAAAGACUUUCUUCUUGGGGAGAGAGUUCCACCCGAAAUCGAGAACGAGAGAGGUUUUCCUCUGGUGAUAGUGGCCGAGGAACUGCUGGGUCAAGGGGCUUUUCCUCUGUAAUGGGUGAUCGUGGUGCUAAAUCGACAGGGAAGAAAGGAGGUGGUAACAGUAUGAGGAAAGAGGAACCAGUCUAUUGGGAGCAGAUACAUCACGGCUACGGUCCGUCUUCAUCCAAUGUACAAGGCAAGACUGGUCCAGAUCUGUAUGAGGAGAAAAGGCGACUGAGUGUGGAGGAGCCGGCAUUGGUGCCAGACUCUUUUGGAGAUACGCAGGCAGACUACUCGAGGAAGGGAGAUGAUUAUGAUGUGGAUGAUUCGGGCUAUCUUCGUGUGGAGCCCUCCCCUAAUUGGAAUAGAAAUAAGUGGGGACACGAUUAUGCGACUGAUCAUUCAAAUAAUAGAAAUGGUGCUGAAUCAUCUGGUGACGAUAUGAACAGUGAAAGUUUAGAGGGGGAGGGAGGCAGCAAAGCCUCUGGACGGAGAAUUGGAGCCGGAACUGGAAUGGAGCUGUCUGCUGGAAUACCUCUGGUUCUAGGAGUAUCUGUAUUGCUUCUCUUCUCAGUAUUACUUACUGUUAGAUGUUACUCCUGGUAUAGAUAUGGAUACAGCAGCUACCCCCAUCCAUCAUUAGCAGGGAUAGGAGACAGUAGACGAAAACUGCUUAAAAAGCUUUUCAGGGAUCAUAACGACUACCUUGUGGAUGGAAUGUAUCUGUGAAAAGACAAAUUGAUUUGAAUACUUGAAAUGAAAAAUUGGAAAGUAAGUUGCUUAAUGGGCUCAAUUGAAUAGUUUUAAACUAACAUCAAUUAGCUAAGACCGGAAUCAGUCCACGAAAACUUCGAAUGUUUUUGUUCAACUGAAAAAACUCUAGUUUGGGUUGUGCGUGUGCGUGCUAUAGUAGAUUGAGAUGUUUAAUAAUUACGCAGUAAUGAUGAAACUGAUUUAUCUGGGGCAGUUAUAGAUGUAAGUCUCUGAUAAAAUUGUUCCCGUUGCCAAAACAAUGGUGCGCAUGCUGUAGCUUACUAAAGACUACUUAAUGUAAAUUAUUUUUUUAAAAAAUUACCCGUAAUAUUGUCGCAAUUUCAAGCUAAAGAUCCAUGAUUAGAUUUCAGAAUUACAGAUAUCAAUUACUCUGGUAUCUGAAGUUUUGCGUUAUUUUGUUCGAUGUAUAUUGGUGUAAAUUAUUUCUUAAGUUAUAAAUAUGAAUGGGAAAUAUAUGAGAAAUAAAUGUUAAGCAAUA